This is a messenger RNA of Prorocentrum cordatum, 390 nucleotides long. The record is from the annotation of a GenBank genome assembly. Lineage: Eukaryota; Dinophyceae; Prorocentrales; Prorocentraceae.
AUGGCCAGCUUGCGUGACGUCCUCGCCAGCUACGACCACUUCCUCACCAUCACCGCCGCUAUGCUCGCCUCGGGGACUACUCUCCCUGCGAAGCACCGCCUCUAUAUAUUCGCCUCGGUGGCUACUCUCCCGGCGAAGCUGGCGCGUCUUCGCUCUCUGUGCGCCAUCCCCGCCACCGCCAUCGCGAGCAGCGAGGCGCUGCGAGGCGUUCUGCAGCUGCGCCACCCCAUGGUCUCGCUCCCGGCGAUGAUCAGGGCCAAGGCGCCCGAUGAGGUCAAGGCGCCGGCGAAAGCGCCGGCCAAGGCGUCCUUCGAGGCUCCCGCCUCCCCGUCGGCGGAAGAGCGGCCGAAGUCGCCCGUCAAGCGCGGCAAGAGCACCACCUUCCAAGAG